Messenger RNA from Corythoichthys intestinalis (scribbled pipefish), 4446 nucleotides. Its product is annotated as ly6/PLAUR domain-containing protein 1-like. Gene Ontology annotation, molecular function: acetylcholine receptor inhibitor activity. NCBI's taxonomy places the organism in Eukaryota, Metazoa, Chordata, Actinopteri, Syngnathiformes, Syngnathidae. The record is from RefSeq and is a predicted model, not a curated record. Gene Ontology annotation, biological process: acetylcholine receptor signaling pathway. The transcript has 3 exons. The coding region runs from base 76 to 510 and encodes 144 amino acids.
CGCACAACACUACAGUAUGUCCUCAAAUGAGCGUCUUCCUCUCCUUGGGUUGCAGUACUCCAGUCCAAAUAGAACAUGUGGAUCUUCACCGUUCUUACUUUUCUCCAGUUUUUUGCCUUUAAGUCAGGACUGGCUCUACAGAUUCAGUGCUACCAGUGCGAGGAGGUCACACACGACUGCACCACGCCUGAAUUUGUGGUCAACUGCACCAUCAAUGUGCAAGACACGUGUCAGAAUGAGGUACUCGUGAAGGAAGACGGAAUACACUACCGCAAGUCCUGUGCGUCCUCAGGAGCCUGUCUUAUCGCUUCUUCUGGUUACCAGCAGUUCUGCACAGGCAAGAUGAACUCUGUGUGCAUCACCUGCUGUAACACACCACUGUGCAACGGGCAACGCCACAAGAAGAGGACACAAGCUUCGACUUCUGUUAGGCUGACUGUGCCACGUUUAGGUGUUUUUGGAUUCUUGGUCCUGCUGUCUUCAUCCAACAUCAUCAGUGAAAUGUUUUAACAAGUUAAAUACUCGUCUGUGGCUAAUGUAUUAAUGUAAAUAUGUGUAGCUUUUGUCAGAGGUUGAGUUCAAACAUUAGAUUUUAUACAAAAUAACUGAAACAAAUAAUUCCCCAACUGUUUAUCACAGAAUUCCUGACUUGAAUCUAAAAGAGCACGCUAAACUGGAGAGUGAAAAACAUGAAAUGAACAAAAGACAAGACAGGCAAAAAAGCGUGAUCAUUAACACAACUCAGCAAAGAAGUGGAUAGUUUUUGACAUGCUGAGUAAACUUUAAGAACCUACCAUAUUUAACUGCAAACCAUGAACAAAAUGUAGAAAGUUUUAGGCGGCUCAAAUCAAUCCCCAGACUUAAACUCUAUAGAGUAUCCAUUUUAGCUGCUAAAAAAAUCGCUGAGACUGGGUGCUGAUGUAGGAGUAAAGCUGGUACACAAAGUGCCUUAAUCCUGUAUAUACGCUUACCUCCUACAGUUUUAAUUUAUUUAAAAUGCCGGUACUGAAUUAUUAAAUCACACGUAUUUUUUAAAUUAAGUAUUUAUUUGUGGCCUCUAAAAUCAGAAAUCUAUGAAUGUCUAGACCAGGCGGGCAGUACUAUGAAAUGUAUAUUUUUGAAUUUGGAUAAACAGUAAUCCCUCAUUUUCGCGGUUAAUGGGGAACAAAACCUGCCGCGAUAAGUGAAAAACCGCGAAGUAGCACCCCCGCACCCCCAAUUUUUUGUUUGUUGUUUGUGUGUUCAGUGUAUUUAUUUGGAUUUAGCAUUGGAAUGAGAUACAUACAGAAAUGGUUUUUCACUUUUUUCCCCCCAAAUUAUGGGUUUUAAACAUGUUACUGUCCCACCGAAUUAUUUUUAAACAAGUGGAAAAAUGCUUUUCUUUAUUAAAUGCUUCAUUGAGUGAGUUCACUCAAGCUGCUCACUUGACACUUAAACACAAUGAGUUGCCACAGAGACUGUUUAACAAUUUAAACGAUGAUUGACAUAUUUGAUUGACAAAGUUUCGGCUUCCAAGCAUCUCUGGCAAGAUCAAACCUUAACGUCUGUCAAUGAUCGUUAAUUUUAAUAAGCAACUCCAGUGCACUAUCUGACCAAGACAAGCAGCAGGAGUGAGAGUGAGAGACUAGUUGAUCGCAUCAGGACAGCUCUAAAAACCAAUGCAUUUAUUUAUUCUUUAAUUGAAAACAAAUCAGCGAUGGACUGAAGGCUCGACGUUUGCAGCGCGAUGCAGCGAGGGAUCACUGUGAAGCAUAAGAAAGUUUGAUUGUUUCCCAAAGUUUAUUGAGCCAAGGGAAUUAUUUUACCAAAAAAAAAAAAUGUCAUGGCACGCUACCAAUAGAAAACAUCAUAAAAUAAUAUCAAUUUAAAUAAUCUCAAACCAAUUUGCACUCAGUGAAAUCAGCAGGGCCAAAAACCAAAGGUGUUUUUUGCCGUGUGGCAAAUUUUUUUUGCCAUGUAGCGAAAAUGUUUUGCCAUGUGGCAUUUUUUUUGCCAAGCGGAAAAAAUGUUUUGCGCCAUGUGGCAAAUAUUUUUUGCCAUGUGGCAUUUUUUAUGCCAUGUGGCAAAAUGUUUUUGCCAUGUGGCAUUUCUUUUUGCCAUGUGGCAAAAAUUUGUUGCCAUGUUUUGCCACAUGGCAACAAAUUUUUGCCAUGUAGCGAAAAUGUUUUGCCAUGUGGCAUUUUUUUUGCCAUGCGGAAAAAAUGUUUUGCGCCAUGUGGCAAAAUUUUUUUGCCAUGUGGCAUUUUUUAUGCCAUGUGGCAAAAUAUUUUUGCCAUGUGGCAUUUUUGCCACGUGGAAAAAUGUUUUUGCCAUGUGGCAUUUUUUUUGCCAUGUGGCAAAUUUUUUUUUGCCAUGUGGCAUUUUUUUUGCCAUGUGGCAAUUUUUUUUUUGCCAUGUGGCAAAAUGGAUUUUGCCAUGUGGCAUUUUUUUUCGCCAUGUGGCAUUUUUUUGGUAUGUGGCUAAAUGCAGUUUGGUUUGUGGGAGGGUAUAUGGCAUUUUUUUGGGUAUAUGGCUGUUUUAUAGGCCAUACAAGUCCAUGCCAUUGACGGCUCUGCACGUCCAAAUUGUACUUUCAUUUUAAAUAGAAGAAAAAGGUGUGGUUUUCAGUUUCUCUAAUGUAAAGUGUAUGGUCAAAAAUCACAGCCGCACAUGUUUUUCUGCCAUUUAAAAUGAAAGUAAAAUUUGGACGUGCAUAGCCGUCAAUGGCAGAGCCUUAUUUGGGCGCCAGUUGAAUGUCAAUGCGCACUAAUUUUAAGUGUAUGGUAAAAAAUAACAGCCACACGUUUUUCUGCCAUUUAAAAUCAAAAUAAAAUUUGGACGCGCGUAGACGUCAAUGGCACAGCCUUACUUGGGUGCCAGUUGAACGUCAAUAAGCUCUAAUGUAAAGUGUAUGGUCAAAAAUCACAGCCACACACAUUUUUCUGCCAUUUAAAAUGAAAAUAAAAUUUGGACGUGCAUAACCAUCAAUGGCAGAGCCUUACUUGGGUGCCAGUUGAAUGUCGAUAAGCUCUAAUGUAAAGUGUGUGGUCAAAAAUCACAACCACACGUUUUUCUGCUAUUUAAAAUGAAAGUAAAAUUUGGACAUGCAGAGCCGCCAAUGGCAUGGACUUGUAUGGCCUGCAAAACAGCCAUAUACCCCAAAAAAGUCCAUACAUCCCCCCCCCCCCACAAACCAAAAUGCAUUUUGCCACAAACCCCAAAAAAUGCCACAUGGCGAAAAAAAAAUGCCACAUGGCAAAAUCCAUUUUGCCACAUGGCAAAAAAAAUUGCCACAUGGCAACAAAAAAAAAAUGGCACAUGGCAAAAUCCAUUUUGCCACAUGGCAACAAAAAAAAAUGCCACAUGGCAACAACAACAAAAAUGCCACAUGGCAAAAAAUUUUGCCACAUGGCAAAAAAAAAAAAAAAAUUCCACAUGGAAAAAUUUUUUUGCAACAUGGCAAAAAAAAUGCCACAUGGCAAAACAUUUUUGCCACGUGGCAAAUACCACUUUUGGUUCUCGCUGUCUCUCAAUGUGGGCCUCUAAAUUGAACAUAAAUUGUGAAUUGCAACAGGCAGAAUGAUUGACCCAUCUGCCAUCUAGUGGAAGAGCAUUUAAUUGUUCUGCAUGUCACUAUACAUCCCUUGCAUAAUUAGAUGAUUUGUUGUUAAUUGUUUUUUUUGUACAAAACAAAUUUCUCAGAACACGCCAAUGGUUGGGAAUCAUUGGUGACCUGUAAACUGUAUUGGACAGUCAACGUGACACUACCGCUUAAUAGUUUGCGUGAAUAAAGCAAUUACUGCAGACUUUUGCCAUAUUAUGGCUCCAUUCCUGAUUGUACAUCCGUCUGAGUUGUCGGGUCUAACGCUUCCUUUGUAGGUCCUGCAUUAACUUCUGCGUCACUUUGCUUUUGGGAUUUUGCCUCUUCGGCCACGCCGAAAUCGACACCCUUACUUCGCCGCAGGGAUUUGAACAGCAGGGGCUGCAGAGAACGAGCAGAUUGAUCGCGGGAACUCGGCACGGUUCGCUUGUUGACGUGCUGGACGGCAAGGCGACAGCGCAGCACUUGGAUGAAAACCUGGCGGAACUGGCGGGAAGACACGUUGUACAGGAAGGGGUUAAGGGCCGAGCUGAGGUAAAAGAAGGUGUCGGCCACCGGGUGGAGGGUGACGUAGCUGCGGAAAUACGCCGUGGUCCAGCGGGACUUGGGUGCGCCGGCCAUCAUGAGACGGCGGAUCUGAUUGGGGAACCAACACACGAACAAGGAGCCCACGAUGAGGCCUAAAGUGAAAAGAAAUUUCUUGUAAAUUUGGCAGACUAAAAGUGUUGUUAACAACCCUGCUUAUUGUUGCCUUCAUUUUCAAUUUAUUUAAGAACUCUCUGAUUUCACUAUACUGGGGCUUUAACAUGUUAAUUUUUAAGGUACUACAAGGGUUAGAUCAUGAGCACCUGUUUACAGCCAGUUGU